Molecule: messenger RNA, 2122 nt
Organism: Pelagomonas calceolata
Lineage: Eukaryota; Pelagophyceae; Pelagomonadales; Pelagomonadaceae
Source: the annotation of a GenBank genome assembly
CGCGCUGGAUGGAACCGACCGGUUGCGUUGGGCUGAGGUCAGAAGCAUAAAAAAGGUAGCUGUCCGGGAAGCCGAGGAGCAUAGAGGCUUCGAAAACGCUGUCAAUAGUGUCCAUAGUGUCCAUAGUAACAUGUCAUGAUGCGAUUUCUUUGUUUGAUAAGCGUGUGUGCCGCUUUGCGGACGCCGGCCCCGUUGAGCAAAAUGACGAACGCGGCGCAGCGGACGCUCGCGAACCUCCCGGCGGUACGAACGGCCGUAGUAGACGCAGCGCACCGCGCCCUCGACGGCUGCGGCGUGUCGGUUCCUGUAAAUGACCCGUCGGCGUCGCCGGAAGCGGUCAAGGCCCAGGUCGGCGCCGUCGCCGCGACGAUCAAAGCCAAGACCCACGAGGUCACGAAAGAGGCGCUCCACGAGCUCACGGACGUCGUCGACCACGUGAGAGCGGCGACGCCGUCCCUCCGGAACCUCCGAGGUAAAAAGAACAACAUCCUCAAGGCGCCCGAGGAGCGCAUCCAGGCCGAGGGCCACGCCGACGUGGCCCGGGCGGCCAUGGACGCUGUUUUACCGGCAUCGGUGGCGCUGCUCGCGCUGGGCGCGGCCGGCGCGGCGCCGUGGCCCGCGGCGGCGUGGGCCCUCGCCGAGGUUUGUAGUAGGUCCUACGCGUUUGUGGUGGACGACGUUGGCGGGAAGGAGACCGUGCCGCCGCCGUCCGGGAACACGCGGUUAUUAUGGCGACGAUGUCUGGAGAACUGCGACGACGUCGUUUCCUAUGUGGAGGGCUGGUUCUACGGUGCACAAUUUGAUUCCCUUACGAGAGGAGACAUCGAGGCGUGGCUGUCGGGCAACGUGUUUGGUGCUGCGGCAUCGGACCAUCGCCAGAAGCGGCAGCUGAGCUGGAUGGUCCGUGGGUCAGAGCAUAAAAUGAACUUGAACGUGAUGUGGUCGCGGCGGUGGCGUCUUCAUGAGACCACGUCGCCUCGACGCCGUCGACGUGGCCGUCGGAGAGUCUACGCGUCUCGUGAACGAAUACGGUAUCAAUCAACGCAGGUCGAGCGCCUCGAGGAGCGCCUAAGCAGCGACCGGCAGACAUCGUUUGUCUUCCCAUCUGGAGAUGCAACACACGAGUACAUGUGCGCCCAGCAGGCGUCGGCGCCGAGCAAGCACCACCCGCUCCUCGUCUACGCCAUCGUCGACGCCGCGAAGAACGCCCAGUUUUUGGCGUUAAAAAAGCGGGGCUUCAAGCGCUACUCGACGGGCACAUCGACCUACUGGCGCCGCGAAGCCCAGGAACCGGUGGACGGCGCCACACCCCUAAUCUUCGCGCACGGAAUUGGGAUUGGAUUCCUGCCCUAUCACAACCUCAUCGGGGAUCUGGUCGACGGGUGCGAGAGCGACGGGGCGCCCAUGUACCUGUUGGAGUUGCCCGCGCUCGCCUUGACGCGUUUUGGUAGAGAACUCCCGUCACCCAAGGAAUUAGGUGAGGCGGCGUCGCGCAUGUUAACUGAACAUGACGACCCGGCGGCCUGCUGGGUGGGGCACUCCUUCGGGACCGUCGCGAUUACCUACGCGCUGAAGUACGCCCCUUCUACGGUCGCGUCGUGCGCUCUGAUCGAGCCCGUUUGCUUCCACCUGCACUUACCAGAUGUCUCUAGAGGUUUCUUAUUUAAGGAGACGCAGGAUCCCAUUUUGGACAUCCUGCGGACGGACCCGGCCAUCUCGUUCAGUCUGAGGAAGCGCUUCUGGUGGCAGGAGGCCGUGCUCUGGGUCGAGGACCUGCGGGGGCGCAAGUGCGACGUGUUUUUGAGCUCGAAAGAUGAUAUUGUCCCUUCGGCGUCCGUGGUGGAGUAUUUGAAGGAUACUGACGUAGGAGUACAUAACCUGGGCGAACGGGGCCACGGCACCUGGCAAUACGAUGCUGACGUCGCUGCGGAUGUCAUUUCCAAGGCACUGGCGCUACGACGGCAACCGAGCGAAAAAAGAUUGAGUAUUAAAUGGCCCGGCGACGACGUGUCCAUCGUAGAUUCGCUCCGUUCGUCCUUGCCGGACCCCGAGCCCUUCGUCGAUGUUAUGUCGAGGGCGUUGUACGGGGACGUCUACGGGGCGGUCUAAAGUUAAUAACAAG